Schistocerca piceifrons (Central American locust) is the source of this 4076-nucleotide messenger RNA. RefSeq names its product zinc finger protein OZF-like. Gene Ontology annotation, cellular component: nucleus. Gene Ontology annotation, biological process: regulation of transcription by RNA polymerase II. Gene Ontology annotation, molecular function: RNA polymerase II cis-regulatory region sequence-specific DNA binding; DNA-binding transcription activator activity, RNA polymerase II-specific. The transcript is spliced from 6 exons. NCBI's taxonomy places the organism in Eukaryota, Metazoa, Arthropoda, Insecta, Orthoptera, Acrididae. The record is from RefSeq and is a predicted model, not a curated record. The coding region runs from base 138 to 1997 and encodes 619 amino acids.
GGUAGAGUUUAGCAGUUCGUAUCAUGCUUUUGUAGGGAAUUGCGUUGCAUUGUCCGUCUAAUAUGUAAGUGCUUUGAUGAGAGUGACAGGAAAUCAAAAAAAGGCGCAUAUUGAGUCUGUGGCUUAGGAGGGCAAUCAUGGACUGCAAGGGAACUAGUUGGCUGAAAAAAGAGAAGAAUGAAGUAUAUGCUGAACCAGGCUCCUUGGUACAGUUACACACAUCGAUCAUGAAAGUAAAAGAAGAAUGGGAUGAGCAAGUGGACCAACAGUGUCUUGAAGAUAACUUGGGAAACUCUUGGCCAAAUGAUUUUAUCAAGGAGGAUCCUGAACUAAAUUUGGAUCUGGGUGAAACUGAGAAUACUGUGGCAGCUUCAUUAAGAAAUGCAUCUGAUAGUUUAAGUUUAAUUCAAAGUGCUGGUGACAGCUGCGACAUUUCAUAUCAAGAAACAUUACAUCAAGGAGUAGUCAUUGACAAGCUGGAGAUAGAUGCAGAGAAGUCAACAGAUUUCAGUAUGUCUUAUAACUAUACGAAAAUACGGACUUCGCAAGAAGACAGCUUAUGUGGCACGAGAUUAAGUUGCAGCAUCAGGGAAAAGGAAUUCCAUAAGUUUAUCUGUAGUUUCUGCCUACAGGGCUUCGCUUCAAAAUACAGACUCAUAAUGCAUAUCUUCAUCCACAUUGAUGGUGUGCAGGCACCUGCAUAUGUGUGUAAGUCAUGUGGUGAGGUAUUUCCCACUGAUGACUGCCUGAAAGAACAUUUGAGAAUGAGUGAGGGUGACCAAGCAUUAUCUGCUGCCAACAGUGAGAAACCUGAAUGCAGUGAUGACCAUGAAAACAAUAUCUCCUUGGAGUGUGUAGGAGAAGGAAUUGUGGAACAGACUGAGAAAUCUUCAUCCAAGGAAACCAAGAAAACUGUAAAGAAGUCCUUUAAUGACAUACAUAAUACAGGUAAUGUUACAAAAGCUGCAGAGAAACUCGAAAGAUUUCAUGACUAUGGAAUUUUAUGUACAAGUGAUAAUGCUAAUGUCCACACUGUGCUAAAUGCAAAGAGAAAUCACAAAUGUGAUGUUUGUGGUAAAUUGUUUACUCUGUUAAGUAAUCUUAAGAGACAUAGCUUAAUACACUCAGCAAAGAGACCCCACGAAUGCGAUGUUUGUGGAAAAUCGUUUACUGAGUCGGGCACUCUCAAGAGGCAUUCAUUAAUACACACUGGUAAGAGACCCUACAAAUGCACUGUUUGUGGAAAAUCGUUUACUCAGUCUGGCAAUCUCAAGGUACAUGAAUUAAUACACACAGGAAAGAGACCCCACGAAUGUGAUGUUUGUGGAAAAUCGUUUACUACGUCGAGCCAUAUGAAGAAGCACAUUUUAAUACACACUCGUACGAGACCUUUCAGAUGUAACGUUUGUGGAAAAUCUUUUACUCAGUCCGGCAAUCUCAAGGUUCAUGAAUUAAUACACAAAGUAGAGAGACCCCACGAAUGCGAUGUUUGUGGAAAAUCGUUUAUUCAGUCGUGCCAUCUCAAGAAUCAUGUGUUAAUACACACUGGAAAGAGACCCCAUGAAUGCGGUGUUUGUGGAAAAUCGUUUACUCGGUUGAGCAAACUCAAGGUACACGAAUUAAUACACACAGGGAAGAGGCCCCACGAAUGCGGUGUUUGUGGAAAAUCGUUCAUUAUUUCGGGCAAUCUCAAGGCACACGAACUAAUACACACUGGUAAGAGACCACACGAAUGCGGUGUUUGUGGAAAAUCGUUUGCUCGGUCGGAUAAUCUCAAGGUACAUGAAUUAAUACACACUGGAAAGAGGCCCCACGAAUGUGAUGUUUGUGGAAAAUUGUUUGCUACGUCGAGCAAUAUGAAGAAGCAUAUUUUAAUACACACUGGUACGAGACCUUACAGAUGUACUGUUUGUGCAAAAUCUUUUACUCAGUCUGGCGCUCUGAAGGUACAUGAAUUAAUACAUACGGGAAAGAGACCUUAUAAAUGCAGUGUUUAAGGUAAAUAGUUUCCUUAAUGGAGCAGUCGCAAGGAACAAUAGUACACACUGAACAGAGACCACACAGAUUCCAUGUUUGUGCCAAAUCGUUUUCAUAACUGGGUCAUCUGAAGGCUAAAUUAAUACACGCAGGAAUGAUCCUGUACAAAUGUGAUACUUGCAUGCAAAAUACAACUUAUGAAGUACAGAAUUGCAAUUUUUUGUUGUAAAUGCUCCAUGCUCUAAUUAUCUGGCUACCACAAAUUGAUGCAUUGAGAGAGAUCUUUUACUCAUGAGUAGAAGUUCCAUGCAGUAGGCAGAUCCCCAUAUUCAAGAGAAUGUACCAGUAUGUUACUAAAUAUUUCAAAGAAACUGCCAUUUCAAUGUUCAUGAAGCUGUAUGCACUACCCAGGCGGCGACAAAUAUUUUUAUUACAUACCUAUCACUCAGGCUAUUCAACUCAACAAUGGAGAAAUAUAAAAAAUGUCAUGAUUAUGCAAACAUGUUACUGAGGUAAGCCUCCUUAAUGGUAAUGCUAUUUGUGUGAUCAAUAAUCUGCACACGUGUGAACUUUCUAUGCUAGCUCUACAUUAGGAAAUAGCUGACAGUGGCAAGUAUGCAAAGAUAAGGCAAAAAUUAUAAUCUGUGUAGUAGUGUUGUGAUUCACCUUCAGACUGCAAUACAACAGUAAUUCUGUACGGUAUGGAGUCAUUAAUUCUUUGUUUUCCAGCAGUAAAUUGGAGUUCAUGUGUACAUACAUCUCACACAGUUCCCAUUAAUUGUAGGCUAUCGGUUUGUUGCAGUGUAGUUCGUGUGCAUUAGCAUCCCACAUUCGUUUCAUCAUGAUCUGAUAUGAGACAAGCUUGGCCGGAAAGACAACAGUGUGAGUGCUCAUGCUACUCAAACCAUUGCAGUGUGAUUCUGACCUUGUGAUUUGGACAGUUAUCCUGCUGUAAGAUGAUGUCACUCUCAGGAAAUACAUGAAGCAUUAAGUGAUGCAGAUGUUGCAAUAAUGUUAAUGGUCUCCACAUGUCAUCGUGCUUUCAAUUAUGACCAGCUAUUUCUUGGCACCUCAUAUGAAUAUCCCCCAUAGCAUGACAUUGCCUCCACGUUCCUCCACCUGUUGUGUGGUGCAUGUAUUGAACAAUUGUUCAUCUGGAUGAUGGGAUGUCUGGGCAUGACCAUUGACCUGGUCCACAAGAAAUGUUACUUUUCACAACGUGUGACACAUCUUUAUAGGUAUGCAGUCCAAUCUCAAUUAUCCCAUUUCUAUUGAUAUUGUAACCGCCAAUGUUGUUAGAUCAACAUGGGAGUACAAAGUGGUUGUAUAUCUUGGGGCCUCAUGUUGAACAGUGUCUGCUGAAUAGCUUGAAACUCUUCAGCCUGGUCAAGCAUUUUCUCCUGUCUACACAGAUUGUCAUCUAUCCCACUGUACAGAGCAGCUAGGUUCUGAUCUCCUUGUUCUAGAUAAUGCAUGGGCAUCCUACAACCUUUUGUCAAUUUGUGGUUUCACCAUCUGACAACGAUGUUCCAUAGAGACUCAUGAUAGAAGCGUCUGAGCAGUCAACCAGAUUCGCUGUUUGUGAGAUGCACUUACCCAGGCACCAGGCAAAACCAUCUGCUCUUUGGCCAGAUUAUUUAUGCCACUUUUUUUACACAUACCGUAAAUAGAAUGAUUACCCAUUCAUGUCUGGUUAUAGUUUCAUUACUGUGUGACAUAAACACUGUGCCACUGGGUAGGACACACUCCUCCUAGGGAAGUGGGCAUAAUCAUUUGGAUCAACAGUGUAUCUUGACACAGAAGGGUCUUUUGUGUAGUAAUUCAAAUUUUCAUGCUUUGUUAAAUUUUAUGCGAAUGCACUAUUGUCAGUUUAAGUGACACAUUUCAUGUGAAAAAUAUUUUUAUUUCAGAGCUCUGUACAUAAUUCUGAGUUAACAAAGAUUAAUUUUAUGCCUCAAAUCUUUUAAUUAUUUCUCUAUUUUUAAAUAUCAUGUAACUACUGUACAAACAUCAGUGGGAAAACUGUCAUCAUGUAGUGUCAGAUAAUAAUUCCAAUUGUUUGUAUAAAAACAAGGACACUUGAAAGAACUCAGUGUGGU